CCUUCGAAGAUUGGAUACUUCCAGGGCUUGCCGGGUGUGGAAGUCAAAAUUCUUCAUGGGGAUUUGAAUGACCAUGAGAGCUUGGUGAGUGCAAUCAAGCAGGUGGAUAUUGUUAUCUCCACCGUUGGAGGGCUGCAGUUGGCAGAUCAGGUCAAUAUCAUCGCUGCCAUUAAAGAGACAGGCAACAUUAAGAGAUUUUUGCCAUCAGAAUUUGGAUUGGAUCCAGAGCGCGUGACAAAGAUAGAACCUGCAGCAUCUGCUCUCGCUCCCAAGCUUGCUAUCCGUCAAGCCAUCAAGGCCGCUGGCGUCCCCUACACUCUUGUCUCCAACAACUACUUCGCCGGCUACUCUCUCCCCACCUUGGCUCAGGCUAGCCCUCCCAUUGACAAAAUCACCAUCUUUGGUGAUGGAAACACUAAAGGUGUCUUUGUUGUUGAGGAUGAUAUUGGCAUAUAUACAAUUAAGGCAGCUAAUGAUCCAAGAACCCUGAACAAGACUGUAUACAUAAGGCCACCUGGUUGUAUCUACUCUCACAACGAGCUCAUCUCUCUAUGGGAGAAGAAGACCGGCAAAACCCUAGAGAGGAUUUACCUCUCCGAGGAAGAAGUUCUUAAGACUAUCCAAGAAGCCCCAUUCCCUUUCAGCAUAAUAUUGGCACUUAAUUACUUGGUGUUUGUGAAAGGAGAUUGUCUCAGUUUUGAGAUUGACCCAUCCGUUGCUGCUGAAGCUACUGAGCUGUAUCCUGAUGUCAAAUACACAACAGUUGAGGAAUACCUUAGUCGCGUUCUAUAAAUAAAGUAAAAAUCUCAUUUUCCAGAGGUUGGAGAACUUCUAUGUUGCUUGUGAGAGAAAUUUUUAAUGUUAUGCUGUUUUGAAGUAUUGUAUCCUUGUUUGGAAGUAUGUUUCAGUGAUGUCUAAAUCAUAUAUAUCACUUUUGGUGUGUACUAAUGCUUUAUGAGUUUUGUAUUGUAUUUUGGGACCUUUUUAUGAAGUUGUUUUGCAUCAGAUAUGAAAAACUUCCUUCAGUUCUGUGAUUAA
Molecule: messenger RNA, 1038 nt
Organism: Dendrobium catenatum
Lineage: Eukaryota; Viridiplantae; Streptophyta; Magnoliopsida; Asparagales; Orchidaceae
Product: isoflavone reductase-like protein
Molecular function (GO): oxidoreductase activity
Source: RefSeq, a predicted model, not a curated record